Molecule: messenger RNA, 4566 nt
Organism: Plasmodium knowlesi strain H
Lineage: Eukaryota; Apicomplexa; Aconoidasida; Haemosporida; Plasmodiidae
Product: aminophospholipid-transporting P-ATPase, putative
Exons: 4
Coding region: 1-4566 (1521 amino acids)
Biological process (GO): phospholipid translocation
Cellular component (GO): plasma membrane
Molecular function (GO): ATP hydrolysis activity; ATP binding; ATPase-coupled intramembrane lipid carrier activity
Source: RefSeq, a predicted model, not a curated record
AUGUCCUUACUUUAUAAGAAAACCCUGGAUUUAUUAAAAGGAAAUAACAAUGACGCCAACGGAAUACGAAUAAACAUAAACAGCCAGAAUAAGAGAGGACACAACAACUCUGUGAUCACGUCCAAGUAUACCAUCUGGAACUUCAUUUUCCUGAACGCAUAUGAGCAAUUUCACAAGAUAUCGAACAUUUACUUUUUGAUCAUCGGGAUUCUGCAGUUAGUACCAGAGUUCACUGCAACGAAUAGAUUACCGACUAUUUUAUUUCCACUAACCAUUGUACUAGUGGCGAAUGCAAUCAAAGAUGCAUAUGAAGAUUGGAAUAGACACAAGACGGACAAAAUUGAGAACAAUCGAAUGUGCUACGUUGUGGCAGAUACGGAGAUCAAUGAGGAAGAAGAGAGCACAUCCUUUUUUAAAAGUAUAUUUAGAAAGAUAAGGAAAUUUUUAAUCCGCAAAAAAAAAAUAUGUAGUAUGGAUAACUCCUUUGAUGAAGAAAUAUACGUUGACGAAAUUACGGACGUGGAUACUUUUAUGAGCAGUUUUGAAGGCAAUUUAGGACACGUCGAAGGUACUGUUAAAAAAAGGUGGAAGGAUGUAAAUGCAGGAGAUAUAAUUCUCUGUAGAAGGUCUGAAUUUUUCUGUGCUGACAUUUUACUACUAAGUACAAGUGACAAAAAUGGAAUUGCAUUUGUAGAAACAUCUAGCUUGGAUGGAGAAACCAACUUAAAAGUUAAAGAAGCGAACGGAUUCGUAUUCAAUAUUCUUACCUCAGACAGAAGUGAAGCAAUUGAUAAGGUAAAAAAUUUGAAGGGAUUUAUAAUCAGUGAAAAACCUAAUAAAGAUUUGACGACCAUGUAUGGUACAAUAUAUUUCGAAAAGGAUGAAACAACGGAUCUAAAAUUUAAUGACGACUUGUCAGAAAUCUUAAAAGGAACAACAGAGUUGGUAGAAUAUAGACGUAGGAGAGUAUCAAGUGCAGAUUUUAGUAGAAAUAGUAGCAGCAUUGGAAAUACACAGGAGGAGUGGAUAGGUGAACUAAAUGAUUACAAUGAAGACAAACAUGUAAGAAUUCCAUUUGAUGAAAAACACUUCGUUUUAAGGGGUUGUAAGUUAAAAAAUACGGACUGGGUUAUUGGCAUAGUUAUAUACAUUGGGAAGGAGACGAAAAUACAAAUGAAUUCUACUAAACCGAUUAUUAAGACGAGUAAAUUAGAAAUAUUAACGAAUAAACUAACCAUCAUCGUUUGGCUGAUUCAGAUGAUUAUUUGUUUUAUAUCAGCUUACUACAAUGCAGUAAUUGUAAGCAUGUCCAAAAAAAGUAAAUUUAAGUACUUGCCUUUUAAUUUAGAAGAAUCCAAGAAGCCUUUUAUCGUCGGAGUUAUUUCCUUCUUCUCCUGGGUUGUCAUCACAGCGAAUUUUAUUCCCAUCAGUUUGAUUGUCACCAUGAGUUUUGUAAAAGUUGUUCAGGCGUAUUUCAUUUCCUGUGACAAAAAUAUGAUACAUAAAGUUGUGGCCGAUAUUCCCACCUUUGGCAUGCAGAAGGAAACUGCAAGUUUGCGAGAUGAAAAUUCAGUGGAGUUGGACAUCAAGGAAUGGGGAGGAAAACUCCAAGCAGAUAGCACUCACACCGACAAGUCGAAAAUUAAUUUGGCGCCACAAGAAAACACUGAAAGCAGCGAAGCAACAAAUGGGAAGUUUCACACUGGCGGUAAAAAGAACAACAACGCCAGCCAAACCAACGGAAAUAGUAGCUCCAAUGAUAAUGCCACCGUGAAUGCUACCUCGGAUGAACCGAAAAAAACGCUCACUAGAGUUAUCACGUUUAAGGACGUAAAGGAAAAAAACUACAUAUAUUUCAAUGCCGUACCUAGAACAUCCAGCCUCAUAGAAGAGCUAGGACAAAUCGAAUAUAUUUUCUCCGACAAAACUGGAACGCUAACAUGCAAUGUGAUGGAGUUCAGAAAAUGUGCCAUUAACGGGAUUUCCUAUGGAAAUGGUCUGACUGAAAUUAAGAAGCACAUUUUAAAAAAAAGAAAUAUGGCCAUUCCAGAAGAACCUGUACUAAAAUCAACGGAGAGAACGCCAAAUGUAAAUAUAGUAGAUGAGGAUUUGGUAAAGCAUCUGCACGAUGUGACACAUUUUAACCAUGCAGCUGUGAUAGGUUUCUUCGUACAUUUGGCCAUUAAUCAUUCAGUGAUAUGUGAUUAUGGAAAGGAGCCCACGACGACUUACUCGUCCAGUAGCCCAGAUGAGGAAGCCCUAGUAUAUGCUGCAAAGCACUUUGGAAUCACCUUCUUGUACAGAAGGGAUGGUAAGUACGGAAUUAGCAUAUUCGGCACGGUUUACGAAAUUGAAACGUUGGCAAUUGUUGAAUUUACAAGCAAGAGGAAAAUGAGUAGCGUUAUUUGUAGAAUACCCGUUAGAGCUACACACACAGAUGGAGCUGGAAGUAAUGGUGCUUAUGGUGAAGUAGGUAGGGGCAAAGGCGGAACGGGCACUACCAGAGGCACUAAUGAUCAGGCAAGCGGAAAAGACCCAAAGGUAGAGGAACACUCUGCAUUAGUUAGAAACGAAAUGAUCACCUCCUCCCCAUUGAAGAAUAAUCCUCUGGAUGAAAACAUCGCUCAUGGAGGUAAGAAAUUAAAAAAGGGAAAUAAACAAAAUCAAAAAGAUGAGAUAAUAACUUGUAAAAAUUGCAAGGAGUCCAAAAUUAUGCUUUUCUGCAAAGGAGCUGGAAGUGUGAUUUUAAAUAAAUUAGCAAACAAGACAGAAAUAGAUGACAUCACGAUUGAACAUAUGGAAACGUACGCUGACGAAGGGUUAAGAACACUAUGUAUCGCACAAAGGGAAUUAACAGAAGAAGAAUUCGCAGAAUGGUAUAGACUGUACAAAGAAGCCACUGUAAGUCUAAAAGACAGAGAAGAAAAUUUAGAAAACGUAGCAGAAUUUAUUGAAAAUAAUUUAACCUUGCAAGGAGUAACCGGUAUAGAGGAUAAAUUACAAGAAGGGGUCAGUUCUACUAUAGAAGAUCUAAGACUAGCAGGUAUUCACAUAUGGAUGCUAACUGGAGAUAAAAUAGAGACUGCAAUGAACAUUGGAAUUGCUGCAAAUUUAAUUGAUAAUUAUUCGGAGCAGUUUAUCUACACUGCAGAUUUAAUAUCUUGUGAAGAAGCACUGAUGAAUAAAAUUGACGAGGACAUUAUCAAUAUUGAGAAAACGUUAAAUUUACCUCACUACGAUUUUAAUGCCAAAUUUAAUGAUAAGAACCCUGGUUUUUUGAGGAGAUGUUUUACUGUAAAGGAAGAAAGUAACUUAUCGUUAAGUCCGGAUAAUUACAAAAAGAUAAUUAGCUCAUUUAACCAUGUGCUAGUGGUAGACGGAGGGUUGCUAGACACUUUGUUGAGCAAAAAAUUUGAAAGGAAAUUUUUUUACCUGGCAGAUAAAUGCUCCUCUGUGAUAUGUGGACGAGUGAGUCCCUACCAAAAAGGAGCAAUUGUUUCUUCAGCCAAUAGAUUGUUGAAAAAAAUUACUUUAGCUAUAGGCGAUGGAGCUAACGAUCGUAACAUGAUCAACACAGCUAACAUAGGAGUUGGAAUUAGAGGGCAAGAAGGGGUGCAGGCAUUUAACUCCUCAGAUUAUGGUAUCAGUCAAUUUAGGUUCUUAAAAAAUUUGUUACUAGUGCAUGGUAGAUUGUCCUACGCCAGAAUAAGCAAAUUGGUGGUAUACAUGUUUUACAAAAAUAUUGUUUUAAUUUUCCCUUUGUUCAUGUUCGGAUCGAUUUCUUUAUAUUCUGGGCAAAAAAUAUACUACGAAUUUUUACUGCACCUUUAUAAUAUUGUGUUUACGUCUAUUCCGGUUGUAGCCCAUGCCAUAUUAGACAAGGACGUAAGCUUAAAGACAGCAUUAGUAACCCCGAGCUUGUACAAAUUAGGAAUCUAUCAUUACUAUUUUAACAUUAGUACAUUUGUGUCUUGGGUUAUUAACAGUCUUUUUCAUGGUCUAGUUGUUUUUUUAUUACCGUUAUACUUUUUAUCCUAUUAUAAUAUUCCUAGUGCUGAUGGGACACCUUUCGAUAUGUGGACAGUUGGAAGUGUCACUUAUUUUCUCACCGUUUUAGUUGUCAAUUUCAAAGUGCUUCUCGAGACCUACUGCUUGAAUGUCCUCCCGCUGACAGCUGUGUUUAUGAGCAUUUUGUCUUUCGUCAUUCUUGUGUCGUCCUGCUCCUUCAUGUGCUUUGGCACUAAUAACUUCUUAGGUACAGCUGUCAUUUUAGCAAAGUCGUUACGAUUUUGGCUAGUUGUUUUGUUAGGCUUAUUUACCACCCUGUCCAGGGACUUCAUUUUUAAGGUUUUCAAGAGGAACUUCAACCCUGAAGUGUACCACUUCUUGCUCGACCAGGAGGACAAACCGAAGGGAAAAAACAACGUUAUAAAUCCGCUAAGUUCUGAUACCCAUAAGAAGGAUGAAGAAAUUAAAAUCGAAAAGUGCAAAUCCCUCGGAUAUGCAUUCAGCGAAGUAGACCCCGCGUGCGUGAAGUUGAUUAGAAAGCAGGACAAAAUGAUUUAA